UCAAUUCGUAAAGCCAUGUUGUUAGGCUCGCGUUUAAUUCAAGUAUUUGCACUGUGCGUUGGUCUGCUGCUAAUCGCUGUAAAAAGUAUUGAAGCUAAACAAUCAACUGAGAAUCUACAAUGUGACUCUGCAUUCUGGUCAAAUGUACACAGACAAUCAGAACUUUACAUUGAUGUGUAUGAGAAACCUUGUGAUGACUUUUGGGAAUAUGCCUGUGGCAAUUGGCGUGCUUCUUCCCAGCUAAGAUUUGCUAAACCCUCUGAUACUCUGACUACUAUCAAGGCUUCAAAUAAACAUUUGCUGUUGCAAUAUUUCGAUGAGGUGGACAAGGGCAGGCAGAUCAAUGCCACCGAACAAAGAGUGGCUAGUUUUUAUAAAUCUUGCCUGGACAAAAGAGCUUUCAAGUCCAAAACCCAAGAUGAACAGGCCAUACGAGUGUAUACCGACAUUCUAAAGAAUAUAACCAUUAACUGGCCCAUUUUGCAAAGAAACUUUACUACUAACAACAUCGAUAAAUUGUUCAAUUGGGAACAAGUAGCAGCUGAAAUGCGUAGAUAUGGUGCCCAGGCUUUUAUAACCAGCAAAAUACAACCAAAUUGGCAAAAUUCUCAGCAACUAAUAUUCUACAUAAUGCCUCCCUCCUUUGAGUUUCUCAAAGCCCGGCAAUCGGACAACACUUUUGAUGAGGAAUCCGAGUUCCUAUAUAAACGCUACAUUAAGCUGCUGAUGAUGGAUUUGAAUGUAAGGGUAAGAAAAGCCAAUCAAAUUGCUGAGGAAAUUAUAGAAUUUGAGAAAUCUUUAAUGGCUUUGGUAAACAAUGAUCGCUCAGUGGUUUUGAAAGAACCUCAAACCUUAUCCUCUUUGGCAGCUGAAAUACCGGAUAUAGAUCUUUUAAAAUAUUUCAAUACUUUAAUGCAGGAUUUUAAUUUACCAGCAGACUAUGCAGACACUGUACUCAUAGUGGCCGAUCAAAAUUAUUUAAGGCAAUUGGCUCGUUUUCUUAAAACCUCUAAUGCUGAGAUUAUAGCCAAAUAUUUGUUGGUGCAAUUUUUGGCCCAUUUUGAGGUUAAUUUGCAUGAAGAGUAUAGUUUUAUUAAACAGAAAGAGGAGUGUUUAAUGCAGCUCAAUGAUUUUAUGCCCUCCGAGUUGUCACAUUUGUUUUUGCAGCUGCGACAUGGCAGCGCUGAGGAGUUCUUACUGCAAACUGAGCAGCAUUUAACAAAAAUCUUUAAUAAUUUGAAGCAGCAAUUUGAAAAACUUUUAAAUAACUCGGCCGUAUUCGAACGGGAUCCAGCCACUAAGAUCUUGAGCAGGGAAAAAUUAAGAGCCAUGCGAUUACUGCUGCCCUCUUUGGAAAUACCCAGCAAAGAGGAUCUACAGUUUGAGGUAGCAGACAAUUAUGAUGUGAACCAGAUAAAUUUGUACAAAUUGAAAACAACCAAACAGUUAAACAAAACCAUAGCGCAUAUGGUAAAAGAUGCCAGUUCUAUAUUAAAGGAGACAAAACUUUCGCUGACUUCUUUGCAUAGAGAUCAAUCGUAUGGUCCUUUGGAUGUGAAUGCCUAUUAUCGCUUAAAGAAAAAUGCCAUUGAAUUGCCGUUGGGUAUCUUGCAAGCUCCUUUGUAUGAUCAGUGCCUGAAACCGGCCAAAAUUUAUGGUGGUUUGGCCUAUAUGUUGGCCCAUGAGAUAUUGCAUGGUUUUGAUUAUGAUGGCUUGAAUUAUGACAAAUUGGGCAAUGUGGCCAAUGCCUGGGGUAUUAAGGCCAUUAUUAAAUUUGGUGUCAGAUCAAAUUGUUAUCUCAACGAGCGUUAUGAUAAUGGCCAUGUUACCAUCAAUGAAAAUAUUGCCGAUUCUGAGGGCUUGAGAUUGGCUUUGGAAACAUUUUUGGACAGCGAAAUGGAUGAAACGUUUGAUCAGGAAGAUUUGAAAUUAUUUUUCCUAAGCUUUGCCCAAACCUGGUGCGGCAAUAGUGGCAGUGAUAAGACACAAAUUAAUUUACAUGCUGGUCACCGGGAAAGAGUCAAUAAUGUUUUGGGUAAUUUCAUGGAAUUCGCUGAUGUUUAUAAAUGUCGUCCCGGCAACAGAAUGCAUCCCGAGGAGAAGUGUAGAAUAUGGUAGUUAUAUGUAUUGUGAUUAAAAUUAUGUGAUUUAUUUAAAGGCCAUUUAAUAAAGGUUUUACUAAAACUAAAUAAAUAUUAAAACAAA
Messenger RNA from Calliphora vicina (urban bluebottle blowfly), 2205 nucleotides. It is a transcript of the gene Nep6, whose product is annotated as Neprilysin 6. The coding region runs from base 16 to 2118 and encodes 700 amino acids. The transcript has a single exon. Gene Ontology annotation, cellular component: plasma membrane. The record is from RefSeq and is a predicted model, not a curated record. Lineage: Eukaryota; Metazoa; Arthropoda; Insecta; Diptera; Calliphoridae. Gene Ontology annotation, molecular function: metalloendopeptidase activity. Gene Ontology annotation, biological process: proteolysis.